CAAGCGCAAGGUCUUAAGGCAAAAUCAAGUUUACAAUGCAUAUUAUUAACAUUCAGUAGAUAUUUGCGGUUUUUCGAUGGAUCAACAACAAAUUUGUUUGGCAUUUAUAAUAUUUAUCGGUGUUGCAUUUUGCUAUGAACCAUUCAAAAUUCCGGAGUUAGAUAUUGAAGCUUUUGAACCACGAGGAUUGCGAAUUUCUAUACCGGCCAAAGAAGGUAUCGAGGUGUUUGCCUUUCAUGGCAAAAUUAAUGAAGAAAUAACACAAAUUGAACAAGGAGACUUAGAGCAGUAUGUUAACAAACCCUCUAGCAACAGAUUCGUUUAUAUUGAUCCCGACAUUAGGCUAAAGAAAGGCGAUACAAUUUAUUAUUGGAUUUAUGUGCAACACAACCAAUUAGGUUUUCGGGAGUAUGAUCAAAAAUACACUAUACAGAAAUUGUCACCAAUUCAAGAUUUGCAAAAGGGUGCUAGCGGAGCCAAGUGUGAUACUAUCAGUGUUACGAAAUCAGAUAGCAGUGAAAAAUUCUGUCCUGGUGAUAUAAUUAUUGACUACAGAUUUUCGGCUGAGCCAAUAGAUCCCAAGAUUUGGUCAACUGAGCACUAUAUAUCUUUGGACCCGGAUUGGGCUUUUCACGUGUAUAAAAAGGACAUGGUGAAAAUAACAAAUUCCGUAUUAAACAUCCAACCAAAAAUAGUGAUAGAAAACGCUCAGAAAAAAAUAGACCUAAGAACAGAAUGUACUCAAAAAGGUUUUUGUUUGAGGGAUCCUAUAGCAACUUGGAAUCCGCCUGCCGUUUCAGGGAGAAUACAUUCGGUAACAAAAUAUGCUUUUAUUAACGUUACAGUUAGAGCAAAAUUACCAGUAGGGGACUACAUAUAUCCAGAGAUAUAUUUAGAAGACCCCGAUGAGCAUAAAAGACGUAUAUUGGUUGCUUACGCUAGAGGGAACAAAAAUUACGUUCAGAAAACUACUAAGAAAGAUGAGGGUGGCUCAUUGCUUUAUGGUGGUCCCUAUAAGAAUGUUGUUGAACCUGCCAGAACAAAGAAUUUAGCUACAUAUCGUUACAAUGAACAUAUUGGAAAUCAAUGGCAUACCUUUAAUAUGAUUUGGAAGCAAAAUGCUAUUGAUUUAUUUAUCGAUGGCGAAAAGUAUGGUCAAAUUAAAGAACAGGCUCUCAAGGAGACCGGAUUCAACGAAGGAAAAUUGGUUCGGAUGGUUUUUGGCGUAGGAGUUGGAGGUCCUUAUGAAUUUCCAGAUGGGUAUACUUCAUCCGGAAAGCCAAAACCAUUUGGGUCGACAGAGCGAGAUGCUGUCAAGAAUUUUGUAAAUAAUAUAGAUGAAGUCGUCAAGACAUGGUCUGACGAUAAAAGCAAAUUGGAAGUAGAAUAUGUUACUAUUACGGCAAUUUAGGAGAAUUAUUGUAAUUUUUUUAAAUAUUAAGUGUGUUGUGAUAAAAAAUGGGUCUGAGUCUUUUAAUAUACUUACCUACCUAUUGAAA
Molecule: messenger RNA, 1499 nt
Organism: Ceutorhynchus assimilis (cabbage seed weevil)
Lineage: Eukaryota; Metazoa; Arthropoda; Insecta; Coleoptera; Curculionidae
Source: the annotation of a GenBank genome assembly